GUUACAGUGAAGAUGAAGGUUCUCUCAUUCUGCCACAGCUCCAGAGCCUGCUUCCCUCUCCCUGGGUUUAUUAUUUUCUUCUUUACUUGUUAUGUUCACAGGAUGGAAUCAGCAACGUUCACAGUGAUUGGACCCUCUGACCCUGUCACUGCCAUCCUGGGUCAGGAAACUGUGUUACCCUGUCACCUGUCCCCCCGGAUGAGCGCUGCAAACAUGGAGGUGAGAUGGUUCCGAUCGGAGUUUGCAUCCUUUGUGCACCUGUAUCGUGAUGGGAAGGAUCAGUAUGAUGGGCAGAGGCCAGAGUAUUGGGGAAGGACAGAGCUUUUGAAAGCCGGACUCACAGAUGGGAUUGUUCCCCUGAGGAUUCUCAAUAUCAGACGUGCUGAUGAAGGACAAUACCUCUGUUUUGUUCAAGAUGAUACUUUUUAUGGAGAAACUGUAUUGGAACUGCAGGUAGCAGGUCUGGGCUCUGCUCCUCUUAUCUCUGUGAAGGGUCACCAAGAUGGAGGGAUUCGGGUGAUUUGUCAGUCAGCUGGUUGGUACCCAGAGCCUGAAGUGCUGUGGAAAGAUCGCAGUAGGCGACAUUUACCAUCACUCUCUGAAACAACAUCCCAAAGAGAUAACGGCCUGUUUGAAACAGAAACUGCUCUCAUUGUAAUGGAACAUUCAAACCAAAACUUGUCGUGUUGCAUCAGGAACACCGUUCUCAAUCAAGAAAAGGAAUCAGCAGUUUAUAUAGCAGAUUCCUUUUUCCCGAGAGUGAAUCCCUGGAUGGUGGCUCUGAGUGUGAUCCUGGUGGUUUUGUUUGGUUUCAUUGGCCUCACUGUUUAUCUGUUUAAAAUGAAAGGCAAACGAGAUAUAGAAGUUGGCAAACGAGAUAUAGAAAUUGACAAACGAGAUAAAGAAAUAAGCAAACGAGAUAUAGAAAUUGAGAAACGAGAUAACGAGAUAAGGUGGAGAAGAUCCGUGGCACCUAUAGAAGAAGUGAAUGUGACUCUGGAUCCAGACACGGCUCAUCCCCUCCUCAUCCUGUCUGAGGAUCAGAAAAGUGUGAGACAGGCAGACACAGAGCAGGAUCUGCCCUACAACCCUGAGAGAUUUGACACUGAGCGCUGUGUGCUGGGCUGUGAGGGAUUCAUCUCGGGGAGACAUUGCUGGGAGGUGGAGGUGGGGGGUAGGGGACUCUGGGCUGUGGGGGUGGCCAGAGAGUCUGUGGAGAGGAAGGGAGGGAUCAGCCUUAACCCUGAGGGGGGAAUCUGGGCUGUGGGGUGGUGCUGGGGUCAGUUCCGGGCUCUCACUUCCCCUGUGACCCUCCUGCCCCUGAGCCGGGCCCCCAGCAGGGUCCGGGUUUGUCUGGACUGUGACCGGGGGCAGGUGACAUUUAUCGAUGCUGGUGACCAGGCCCCGAUCUUCACUUUCCCGCCGGGCUCCGUCCCUGGGGAGAGAAUCCGACCCUGGUUCUGGGUGUGGGUGGGAUCCCGGCUCAGCCUGUGUCGCUGAGACACGCAGCAGAAGGGGGAACCGGAAAUCAGCCUCUCUAGCCUCAUGUACCCCAGUCUCUAUGACCUUGGAGGACUCCCAUCUACCCAGCUUCUGGCUCCUCAUUUCUAUGACCUGUGGAAGCCCCUCCCCUUCCCUGCAGCCCCAGAGGGGCCCUGAGGGGCAGAGGUGGGGGCUGGACAGGGGGCAGCACU
Molecule: messenger RNA, 1694 nt
Organism: Mauremys mutica (yellowpond turtle)
Lineage: Eukaryota; Metazoa; Chordata; Testudines; Geoemydidae
Product: butyrophilin subfamily 1 member A1-like
Exons: 11
Coding region: 13-1500 (495 amino acids)
Molecular function (GO): protein binding
Source: RefSeq, a predicted model, not a curated record